This is a messenger RNA of Octopus bimaculoides (California two-spot octopus), 3271 nucleotides long. RefSeq names its product sialin. Gene Ontology annotation, cellular component: membrane. Gene Ontology annotation, molecular function: transmembrane transporter activity. Gene Ontology annotation, biological process: transmembrane transport; monoatomic anion transport. The record is from RefSeq and is a predicted model, not a curated record. Lineage: Eukaryota; Metazoa; Mollusca; Cephalopoda; Octopoda; Octopodidae.
AGGAAAACCAGAGAAUUACAUCUGGUGACCACUUGCUACUGGCCACUGGCUGCGACUUGCGUACCCUUUCAGGACGUCCUCGAAGAUAUGUAUUAGUAAAUAAUUGAAUAGAAUCGAAAAUGGAUUCGACAUUGAAAGAAAAAGCGGAGAGCAGCGAGGAAAUCCCUAUGACAGAGAAAUCCUCAGAACCGGAAGGUCACAAGACAGAUUUGAAAGAAUUAGUCCGUCCUGGGCCCGACGUUCCGAAGGUUUGUUCCUGUCGUUGGGUUUUCUGUUACUUCAGCUGCGUGGCUAUGAUGUUUGUGUAUGCAGUCAGAGUAGAUAUAAGUGUGGCUAUUGUCUGCAUGGUGAAGAAGAAAUAUAAAAAUGACAGUAGCUAUUCAAACGAAACCGAAUGUCAAUUACCUGAAAAAUCUGAUGCGGCACAUCAAGCAGAAUUCGAAUGGCCUGAAAACCUUGUUGCCAAUGUACUCGGAGGAUUCUUCUACGGCUACACAGCUUCUAAUAUCCCUGGAGGUAUAAUUGCAGAUAGAUUCGGUGGCAAAAGAGUGUUCGGUAUUUCCCUGAUGUUGGCCGGCAUUCUUACACUUCUGCAUCCGGUUUUAACGCGUGUCAGCGGCUAUUUAACAUUAGCAUUAAGAAUUGGAACCGGAUUUGUGUCAGGGCCUUUGUUUCCAUCGAUGCACUCCAUCUGGGGUAGAUGGGCUCCUCCAAUUGAAAGGACCAAAUUAAUGGCAAUAUGUUAUGCAGUUAAUCUCUUUUCUUACACAGGUGGCGCUACAGUGCUUUUUAGUUUGACUUGGUUCUAUAUCGUCUACGACAGCCCCCUUCUACAUCCUCGUAUCUCUAUCAAAGAACGGGAGUUUUUGCAUGAAGCCGUUCAAGCACAUACAACAGUGAAGAAUGUUCCUUGGCUCUCAAUAUUCACAUCGCGAGCCAUGUGGGCUAUAAUUGUUGCUCACUUUUGUUACAAUUGGUGUAACUAUACUUUAUUGACGGUACUACCAUUAUUUAUGAAAGAGGUUUUAUAUUUUGAUAUCAAAACAAAUGGAAUGAUGUCGUCAAUUCCAUAUUUUGGUCAAUUUCUUGGUUACACGUGUAUCGGACCCUUGGCAGAUUCCCUCGAGAACCGAAAGAUUAUGAGUACCCGCCAUAUGAGAGUCUUCUUACAAACUAUUUCAUUCCUAGGUACAGCAGCGUUUCUGAUCGGAACUAGUUACAUCCACUGCACAGACGCUAUGGUUGCUGUUGGUCUUCUCUUUUUUGCUGCAGCCUUCAUGGGAUUCAGUGGGGGUGGAUUCUUUGUAAACCACGUUGAUAUCGCUCCAAGUUAUGCCGGUGUGCUCUUUGGCAUCACAAACUGUAUCAGUGCGCUGUCUGGAUUCCUGGCUCCCAUCCUCGCAAAGGGGUUAACUCCAGAUGGAACUCAAAAACAAUGGCAAAAUGUGUUUCUUGUUUGUGCAGGAUUUUGUGUAUUUGGAGCCAUAUUCUUUGCCAUUUUUGCUGGUGGAACCAUUGAGAAAUGGGCUAUAGAAAAAGGAUCUACAGUCGAUAGAGAAAAGAAAAAGAGUCUACUACUUCGACAUACAAGUGAAAACUCGUCUAACCAAAAGGAAGAGAAACAAUUGUAAAGAUAUUUAUUGCAGUCCCUCCUCCUUCUUUUCUUUUUCUCUCGAUUUCCUGUGAUGUUGUUAAACUCUUCAAACAUACAUGGGUAUGGUGAAUUGCUUAUCUCAUAGGCCUUUUUAAAAAUCAAAUAUGUUUUCUACUUCAGGUAUAAGCUAUAAUUCAUAUCCUCUAUAGAAUAUAUAUAUAUAUAUAUAUAUUCAUAUAAGGGCAUUACUAUACAUGAAUGCCUCACGCUAUGAGGGACUCUAAGGUCAAACUACCAUAAUAAACACAUUUUUAUCGAACGCGACGAAAUGCAACUUUCAAAGCUAGCUCCUUAAAAACAGACUAAAUUAUAGAUCAUGAUUUCGUAGUUAUUGCAGUAUUAUGUGUUUAUUAUGGUAGUUUGACCUUAGAGUCCCUCUUAGCGUGAGGCAUUCAUGUAUAAUAAUGCCCUUAUAUGAAUAAAUAUAUUUUGGGGAAUAAAUGAUGGAUUUUUCCCUUGUGAGGUUUUUUUCACGUUAGCUACUUGAUAAAUUCUCAUAAAAGAAUUCAUCCUAUUAUUAAUUAAUUAAAUAAAUAACCAGAAUAUAUUCAGUGCUGAAUUUAUUUUGAAAAAAACACAUGUACCGAGAUGCAAUUCGAAAAUCCCGCCACUUACAUAGAUAUAUAGAGUUAAACAAUCUUCUAUAUGCUAUGAUGGAUACGCGAGGUGUUCCUUUGGUAUGUUGAUUUUCUGUUUAUUUCUAUGUAUCAUGACCAUAUUAUACUGACGAGUAGAAGUUGCAUAAUACUGCAAAAACAACGAAAUCAUGAUCAACAGUUUAGUCUGUUUUUAAGGGGCUAGCUUUGAGAGUUGCAUUUCCUCGCCUUCGGUAAAAAUGUGUUUAUUAUGGUAGUUUGACCUUAGAGUCCCUCUUAGCGUGAGGCAUUCAUGUAUAGUAAUGCCCUUAUAUAAAUAAAUAUAUUUUGGGGAAUAAACGAUGGAUUUUUCCCUUGUGAGGUUUUUUCACGCUAGCUACUUGAUAAAUUCUUGUAAAAGAAUUCAUCCUAUUAUUAAUUAUAUAUAUAUAUAUAUAUAUAAAUGGAAGCGAAACCAUUCAUCACUCUAUAAUCGGCCAUAUAAUUAAAUUCCUUUAAAUAUAUACGUAUAUGUAUGUAUGUGUGUAUAUAUACAAUGCGUACUUACAAACAACCAUACAUACAUAUAUACAUACAUACAUACAUACAUACAUACAUACAUAAAUACAUAUAUACGUACAUACAUAUCUAUAUAUGUGCGCGUGUUUGUGUGUAAAUCUUCGUACGUUAAGAUAUAUGUAUAUAUCUUCAUAUGUUAAUAGAUGCGUAGGCAUAUAACACAUCACUUGAAAAAAUACAAAAGUCGUUAAAAAAAAAACUAGUAUAACAUCCUAAGAAGUGAAGUCUUUCUCAUUCGUACAUCCACAAUAACAUAUAAAUUAUUUUUAUUGGAUAAAGCAUUUAUUGUCACGAUUUAUGGAGGACUAUUUUUUGACAAAAGAUAAAGAAACGUAAAAUAUUAGAUUCAUAAAGCGAGAUAAUCUUAAGAUAGUCAUGAAAUGUAAGUAAUAGAUAUGAAGCAUAAAUGGCGAUUAUUUGCAUUGUGUAUACGUAUAUAUGGAUAUAUAUAUAUAUAUAUAUA